This is a messenger RNA of Photinus pyralis (common eastern firefly), 3398 nucleotides long. Its product is annotated as Ca(2+)/calmodulin-responsive adenylate cyclase-like. Gene Ontology annotation, biological process: adenylate cyclase-activating G protein-coupled receptor signaling pathway; cAMP biosynthetic process. The transcript has 4 exons. Gene Ontology annotation, molecular function: adenylate cyclase activity. Bases 1419 to 2099 code for a protein of 226 amino acids. NCBI's taxonomy places the organism in Eukaryota, Metazoa, Arthropoda, Insecta, Coleoptera, Lampyridae. The record is from RefSeq and is a predicted model, not a curated record.
UAGCGACCAAUCUUUUCCUUGGCCAUAUAGCCCUCGGCCUAGUCAGUCAGUUUUAAUUUGGGCAUGUGGUGGUUUUUUCGGGCAUUGAUUUGAAACCUUCAUUUCUCGCAAGUUUUCCAAAAAUCUUAUAAUUCAAAGCAAUAUUGUUUACGACCAGUGCUCAAUCAACCAGGGGCGAUUGUUACAAAAAGGGAGGUUUGAAUUUCCUGUUAAAAUUGGUAACAAAAAUAAACUGAUUUUAAACAUACGUAUUCGAAAAAAAACUGUCAUGAAAGUAAAGUGUACGAUUUUGCGGGACGGGUAAUACAAAAGACGUUUUAAACAGUUACAAUUACACUCAGGUGGUACUUCAGAAGGUUGCUUGCUUGCAAACUUUAAACAUUGGAAGUUACCGUCAGAAAAAAAAAUGGAUCCAGAGGGCAACGACUCCAUGACAAAUUCAUAGAAGAAAAGGUAUCCGACGGAAGAUCCAUUUUACACUCCGUAUCAUGUCACGAAACAUUGUAUCAACCAAGAAUAACUGCCCCUAACCUGUCUUAUGCCAAUAUCGUCAUCUAUACCUACAGGGACAAAAAUAAAAGAAAGUAAACGUGUGUGAAAAUGAAAACGAGAGCUGAAUGUAAGCGGUAGCACAGAAGUUUAAUCUAUAAAACGUAGGGAGAAGAGGCGAGGGAAUGACAAUAUAACGAUUUUACAAAGACAUUAUUCGGCCAAAGAAAAUGAUAUCAAAGACCAAAAAGAAAAGAAAGGGUUUGGCAAACAUUCAAAAUUAAAUGCAUUUCACCAAUGAAAAAGUGAAAGCUUAAAGUAAAACGAAAUUUUUAAAAGAAUUUUUUGGCAUCCCGUAUCAUAGACAAUACGUUAUUUUAUUUCAAUUUGACAUUGUGCGGAUUCUAACUUGCACCACUACCCCUUGCGAUGCUUACUUUGGCUGUAGAACCCUCGUCGAGUGCUUAACGUUCAAUCAUAACGCCUCCAUAAACACACAUUGUCGGAAAACUAGCUGUGCUUCUCUUACGCUUUUUGUAAUCGGGCCCCAGCCAAAACCCGCCCCUAACAUUUACUUUUUCUUUUAGAAUAAAGUUACAGAGAAAUUUAAGCGGCCGUUUAAAAAGCGACAUUCGAGCGUUUAUCACCAGCCCUCGAACAGAGUCAAUAAAUAUCUGGCGCAGGCGAUCGAGGCGCGAAGUGUGGACCGUGAGAAAUCCACGCACGUUAAUUUAAUUUCGCUGUGCUUUAAGGACAGACAGAAGGAGCAUCACUAUCACGGCGAAUUGGAUGUCGGAUUCGGCUCAUCUCUUGUGUGCGCUUUAGUUCUGUUGGUGCUACUGGGAGGUCUCCAGGCCGUAAUCCUUCCGAGGACUAUUAUUUUGCUAUUACUUUUUCUAACUGCUUUCGUGUGGAUAUCCGUGGUGCUUAUGCUGCUGUUGGCCGUUCGACUGAGGUGGAUUUUAUGGGACAUUUCGCAUAGUUUUGCGCUGCGUCUCGCCAUCACUGUGUUUACGAUUGUGCUGGUUUAUACAGUUGCGCAAGUCAAUGUGUUUACAUGCUCCAUCUACUCGUCCGAGAACGGGACUGUAAAUGGAAACAUUUUCGAAAGGGAUCACAGGGCCUGCCCCCUGCCUCAGUACAUCGUGCUAUCCUGCGCUCUUGGAUAUUUAGCGGUCGCUCUAUUCCUGCGACUCCCCAUCUUGUUGAAGAUUGCCUUACUAAUAAUUAUGUCGACGGUAUACGUUUUGUUAAUAGAGUUGUCGCAUAUUAAGCUAUUUUUGACUUACGACGAAGUUGUUAACUCAGGAAUUCCUGGCAUACCCGCCCACGUCGUAAGCGUCGUUGAAGUUCUAAUCUUCGUAAUAGCGGUGUUAUUGCACGGCCGUCAAGUGGAAUGGACUGUUCGUCUCGACUUUCUCUGGCAAGUACAGGCGAACGAGGAAAAAAGGGAAAUGGACGCUUUGCAACAUUCUAAUAAAAGAAUAUUGUUUAACUUGUUGCCUUCACACGUCGCGACGCACUUCCUCGAUAAUCAAUUUAGAAACAACAUGGUACGUAUUGCAUACUUUUGUUUAUUGUUGCACUUCUGCACACUGUUUAAGUUUUAAACGUGUACGUGAGAGGCAUGGCACUAUUGCCAUUAAUUGUGAUGAACUUGCCUCCUGUCUAUGUAAAAAUGUAUCGACUUCAAAUUGAAAUGUCUGUGUGGGGAAGGUUCAAACACAAUUAUUUAUGUUUAUUGUUGCUUUUUUUUGUCAGCGCCACAUAUUUUCUAGAAUGACGAAUGGCGAUUUUUAAGGGUGCGAUAAAACCUAUCCUCCGCGUUUUUCCUUGAAAAAUGCUAUUAGCUUUGAUUAUAUAAUACAUAGAUUUACGGUUCUUAUAGACAUAUUAUGAGAACAGUAUAUUUUAGUUCGUGGACAUGGACACUAGGCGGCCAUAACCAUUAACUCGUAUAUCCGAUCCAGUGCGUAUAGAAAUCUACUCCCUAGAAUCUAGGGAGACCUUCUGCAGAGGCACCUCUGAAAAAAGCAUUAUGCGGGUCACUCUGUAAUUGGACCAAGCCUGUUGAGGGCCCAGAACAAGAAAGGGAUAAUAAAUAAUAAUUAAUAAAUAAACUAUAAAAGCUCAUAUUAUUGUUGAACCCCAAGGCGAAGUUCAGGUUGGUUACAAGUAACCGCCACCUGCUCUUCCACUUAACCUUUUAUUUCCCGAAAUACAACAAUGAUGAAUGAUCUCGUUAAUUUGCAUUUGUCUGACUUACUACUAAACCCAACUAUCGUACCAAAUGUCUGAAUAGAAGUCUAUGUGUGCUACAUUUUAGAACAGACGGAAGAGAAGAUCGUUAUAACUUAUAAGCAAAGCAAAUGGUAGUGAGAAUCUGCAGGGUUUUGUUUUUUCAGGGAUCAUGUUCGAUUUUCUACCCCAGAACUUUUUUUCGGUGAACCACUGGUAGAUUGUAAAAUAUUGUUUGGAAACUAUGUGGUCUCUUGUAAUAUGUUCGUAUUUGCGACCGUUAUAAAUCAAUUUUCGGUAGUUAAAAUGAAACAUUUUUAAAAUGGAUAAAUAGUUUUUGGGUAAAUUAUGAGCUGAACAAGCUCAUUCGUAUACUAAUUUUAAGAUGAGAUAUGCCUGAAAAAUUCUUACACCAACAAUAUGAACGCAGCUUACACAAAAUUACUAAAUUUAAAGGUGUGUAAGUAAAGUGAGAAAUACAAUUUAGCAUGAAACUUAAUAGUGGACAUUUCUCAUUUUUACGUACACAGCUAUAAUAGGAAAAUUCAAAAUUAUGAAAACUUUAAUAACAAAAUAACUAAAUACUUUAGGAAAGAAAUUGAAAAAUGCCACAGGAGAGCACCGUUCAAAAUCAUUUCUUAUUCAAAAAAUUAGUCUGGCCAUUCAGCUAG